AAUAGGAAGGUGCUCGGGUUGGUAUCGUCCGUAAUGGCGGCGGCGAACCAAACGCUCCCGGGGCCUGAGAUCAGUUGCCGGGGCCCACGGACGACAGCCGGCUCUUCGGUGAAGGUUUUAGAAUGUGGUGUUUGUGAAGAUGUUUUCAGUCUGCAAGGUGACAAAGUACCUCGCUUGCUCCUUUGUGGUCAUACGGUCUGCCAUGAUUGUCUCACCCGCCUUCCACUUCAGGGGAGAGCAGUACGUUGUCCAUUUGACCGACAGGUGACUGAACUAGGUGAUUCAGGCAUCUGGGGUCUAAAGAAAAACUUUGCUUUACUGGAACUCCUAGAACGGUUACAGAAUGGCACUGUCAAUCCCCAUGGAGCUUCUGAUGAGGUUCUGACUGUGUCAGGAGAGCAUAUUAUCCGCUGUGAUGAAGAUGAAAACCACGAUGCAUCCAUGUAUUGUACUGUGUGUGCAACUCAUCUUUGUGCAGACUGCUCCCAAUUAACACACUCUACACGGACGUUGGCCAAACAUCGAAGAGUACCUCUGGCUGACAAACCACAUGAGAAGACCAUGUGCUCUCAACACCAAGUGCAUGCAAUUGAAUUUGUUUGUUUAGAAGAAGGAUGUCAAUCAAGUCCCUUGAUGUGCUGUGUAUGCAAGGAAUAUGCCAAGCAUCAAGGACACAAGAAUAUACUCUUAGAAACAGAAGCAGAUCAAAUCCGUGCAUCCAUUUUGGAUAUGGCACACUGCAUUCGCAGUUUUACAGAGGAAAUCUCUGACUAUUCCAGAAAACUAGGUGAGAUUAUUCAGAAAGUUGAAGGAGGAGAACAAAUAGUAGAGAACAGAAUUGGAAUGGCUCACACUGAACAUGUUCCAGGUACUGCUGAGAAUGCACGAUCCUGUGUUAGUGCAUACUUUGCAGAAUUGCAUGAAACACUGUGUCGACAGGAGGAAAUGGCAUUAAGUGUAGUUGAUGCACAUGUGCGAGAGAAGUUGAUAUGGCUAAGACGACAGCAAGAGGACAUGACAAUUUUGCUAUCUCAGGUUUCAACAGCUUGUCUCCACUGUGAAAAAACAUUACAGCAGGAUGAUUGUCGGGUUGUGAUGGCGAAACAGGAGAUUACUUGUUUAUUGGAAACCUUACAGAAGCAACAGCAACAAUUCAGUGAGCUUGCUGACCAUGUCCAAGUGGAUGCCAGUAUCCCUGUAACCUUCACAAAGGAUAACCGUGUUCAUAUUGGACCCAAAAUGGAGAUCCGUGUAGUUACUUUAGGACUGGAUGGAGCAGGCAAAACAACUAUUCUUUUUAAAUUGAAACAGGAUGAGUUUAUGCAGCCUAUUCCUACAAUAGGUUUUAAUGUGGAAACUGUAGAAUAUAAAAAUCUCAAGUUUACAAUCUGGGAUGUAGGAGGCAAACAUAAGCUGAGACCACUCUGGAAGCAUUAUUACCUCAAUACGCAAGCAGUUGUAUUUGUGGUUGAUAGCAGCAACCGAGACCGAUUAAUGGAGGCACACAGUGAAUUGGCCAAGUUGUUGACUGAAAAAGAGUUAAGGGAUGCUUUACUACUUAUCUUUGCCAAUAAGCAGGAUGUGACUGGAGCACUGACAGUAGAAGAAAUUACACAGUUACUCAGUUUGUAUAAACUAGGCUGUGGUCGCAGCUGGCAUAUUCAAGGCUGUGAUGCCCAGAGUGGUUUGGGACUACAUGAAGGAUUAGACUGGCUCUCAAGACAUUUAGUGGCUGCAGGUGUACUGGAUGUAGCUUAAAUUUGCUGCACAAUAGGCUAUGCCUGUACCUGGUUGCUUUGCAUGUAAUGGUAUUAAAUUUGAAGAACAAUAACGCAGUGAGAUACAUGGGCAGAAAGUUUGUAAAACAGAUGUGAAAUGUAUAAACAAUGUGAUUAAGAAAGCAGGUCCUACUAAUUGGAUUUUUGUUGCAUUUGUUUUCUUUUUCCAAGUGCAGUUAAUUUGCUUGUAACUAAGUGGUUCAGUUUGUUGUCUCUAUGCAGCAUUUACUAUUUAAGGAACUGGUUUUGUUUAUAGUGCUGUUAAAGUUUUGAACAAAUGUUUAAUGCUAAUUGUCUUCACUACAUUACCAUAGUAUAUUAUGUAUUAACUAGUUCUGAAACUGAGCUAUAAACAGCCUCUAAUUAUCUGAAACUAUCUAUUACUGUUGAAGACUGUGUGCCUCACAAUGAGCAGCUUGAACAUUAUUGGCUUUGUAACAAGCUUAAUUCACGUUCAUAAUUAAAAGGCAGGUUUGGUAAGUAAA
Hypanus sabinus (Atlantic stingray) is the source of this 2263-nucleotide messenger RNA. It is a transcript of the gene trim23, whose product is annotated as tripartite motif containing 23. The record is from RefSeq and is a predicted model, not a curated record. Gene Ontology annotation, biological process: vesicle-mediated transport; intracellular protein transport. Lineage: Eukaryota; Metazoa; Chordata; Chondrichthyes; Myliobatiformes; Dasyatidae. The coding region runs from base 34 to 1758 and encodes 574 amino acids. The transcript has 11 exons. Gene Ontology annotation, cellular component: lysosomal membrane; cytoplasm; plasma membrane. Gene Ontology annotation, molecular function: zinc ion binding; GTPase activity; GTP binding.